This is a messenger RNA of Chionomys nivalis (European snow vole), 2310 nucleotides long. RefSeq names its product protein phosphatase 2 regulatory subunit Bbeta (gene Ppp2r2b). The transcript is spliced from 11 exons. NCBI's taxonomy places the organism in Eukaryota, Metazoa, Chordata, Mammalia, Rodentia, Cricetidae. Gene Ontology annotation, biological process: peptidyl-serine dephosphorylation. Gene Ontology annotation, cellular component: protein phosphatase type 2A complex; cytosol. Gene Ontology annotation, molecular function: protein phosphatase regulator activity; protein binding. The record is from RefSeq and is a predicted model, not a curated record. The coding region runs from base 267 to 1877 and encodes 536 amino acids.
CAGCCAAUGAAGAGGCUCUAUCCCAGCUUGCUUGGGGGCUUCUGAGUUUGAGCAGCCUGCAGAAAUGUAAGGCAUUGCUUCCAGGCGCUGAUGGCAAAAUGGGACCCAUCUCCAGUUAUUCCUUGGGCUUCCCAGCUCUGCAGAUCUGGGAGAGAACCUACAUAAACAUAUUGGUGAUGUAGCCAGCUUUCAAGGCCGAGAGAAUCCUUAUGGAUUCGGGAGACUGGUUUUUCAUUUAGAAUUUUCUUUUUCCUUUGGAAGAUGAAAUGCUUCUCUCGUUACCUGCCUUACAUCUUCAGACCUCCAAACACCAUCCUCUCUUCCAGCUGCCACACGGAAGGCUCGGACCAUGGUGCAGUCCCACUGGCUCCCCUGCCCCCCUCUCCUGUGAGACUGGCUGCGGGGUGGGAUCAUGGAUACUUGUCUGCCGGCUUCUGGUUCCCACGCAAGUAAGCCUGCUGUCAAUGGAGGAGGACAUUGAUACCCGCAAAAUCAACAACAGUUUCCUGCGCGACCACAGCUAUGCGACCGAAGCCGACAUUAUCUCUACGGUAGAAUUCAACCACACGGGAGAGUUACUAGCGACAGGGGACAAGGGGGGUCGGGUUGUAAUAUUUCAGCGAGAACAGGAGGUGCUUCUGGAGGAGCAAACUCCAGCUGUUGUCUUGGGAUCUGUCCUCCGGGUGUUGAAAUCCCAUCUCCCUUCAUUUCAGAGUAAAAACCAAGUUCACCGUAGGGGUGAAUACAAUGUUUACAGCACAUUCCAGAGCCAUGAACCCGAGUUCGAUUACCUGAAGAGUUUAGAGAUAGAAGAAAAAAUCAAUAAGAUAAGAUGGCUCCCUCAGCAGAAUGCAGCUUACUUUCUUCUGUCUACCAACGAUAAAACUGUGAAGCUGUGGAAAGUCAGUGAGCGCGAUAAGAGGCCAGAAGGCUACAACCUGAAAGAUGAGGAAGGCCGGCUCCGGGAUCCUGCUACCAUCACGACCCUGCGGGUACCCGUCCUGAGACCCAUGGACCUGAUGGUGGAGGCCACCCCACGAAGAGUGUUUGCCAAUGCGCACACAUACCACAUCAACUCCAUAUCCGUCAACAGCGACUACGAGACCUACAUGUCUGCUGAUGACCUGAGGAUUAAUCUGUGGAACUUUGAGAUAACCAAUCAGAGUUUUAAUAUCGUGGACAUCAAGCCAGCCAACAUGGAGGAGCUCACAGAGGUGAUCACGGCAGCCGAGUUCCACCCCCAUCACUGCAACACCUUUGUAUACAGCAGCAGCAAGGGGACAAUCCGGCUGUGCGACAUGCGGGCAUCCGCCUUGUGUGACAGGCACACCAAGUUUUUUGAAGAGCCGGAAGAUCCGAGCAACAGAUCGUUUUUCUCUGAAAUUAUCUCUUCAAUUUCGGAUGUGAAGUUCAGCCACAGUGGGAGGUAUAUCAUGACCAGAGACUAUCUGACCGUGAAAGUCUGGGAUCUCAACAUGGAAAAUCGCCCCAUCGAGACUUACCAGGUUCACGACUACCUCCGCAGCAAGUUGUGCUCCCUCUACGAAAAUGACUGCAUUUUUGAUAAAUUUGAGUGUGUAUGGAAUGGGUCAGACAGUGUCAUCAUGACCGGCUCCUACAACAACUUCUUCAGGAUGUUUGACCGCAACACCAAGCGUGAUGUGACGCUUGAGGCCUCGAGGGAAAACAGCAAACCCCGGGCUAUCCUCAAACCCCGAAAAGUGUGCGUCGGGGGCAAGCGAAGAAAAGACGAGAUCAGUGUGGACAGUCUGGACUUUAGCAAAAAGAUCCUGCAUACAGCUUGGCAUCCUUCAGAAAACAUUAUAGCAGUGGCGGCUACAAAUAACUUAUAUAUAUUCCAGGACAAGGUUAACUAGGAGGACAAGCUAUUACUUAGUCUCAUACUGAAUACUAGUCAAACGAGUUUUUAAAUGUUUCUUUGGGUCUUCAUUUGAUGCAUUGCAUUUUAUUUCCCUAUGCAUAAAACAAUUGGAAUAGGAUUAAAAAGGAGUUCAAUGUUCUCAGCUCCCCAAUUCUAAGAAACUUUUGUCCAAUUCGGUAGGCUCGGGCCACUUCUGUUUAGAACCGAGAGCUGCCAACUGGCACUAAUUCUCCCAUAGUCGACUUGAAUUUCUGAUGCAUUCACUCAUUGCCCAGUUUUCUCUGGUGGGUUCCGUGUUUUGUUUCUAGGUGUCUGCUCCGAUAAAAAUGAGAUUGUCUGUAGUAUUUAAGGCGAAGAGAUAAGGUUUUUUUUUAAUUAAAAGCAAUUCCAUUUGUUUGAAAAAAUCAACAAAAAAUAAACACUGUUUA